AUGAUCACCGUUCCAAACGUCGUUAACCUCAAUCUUACCGGUCAAUGGAGAGAAAAUGGUGGAAGAAUUUGGCAUUGCACUCAGAAUGGCCAUCAUUUCACAUGGACUCAAGAAGGCACUGGCCGAGUUGCUACUGGUAUUGCUGUCCCAAAGGUGAACUCUUCUGAAUUUGCUGUUGUCUUGACUUUUGACAACACUGUUCAUUGGUUGUUGAAGCCAUCUCCAGAUCACAAUCAAUUGCAUGGACCAAGUGACACUUUCACUCGUGUUUUGCCUUUGGUUGCCGAAGCUCCAUUUGGUGGCUAUCAAGAAAAGAGUGGUAAGGUUUGGCAAGUGACUGCUUCAAGCCCAUCUGCUUUCGUUCUCCACAAUCAACAAGAUGGCAGAAAUGCUGAUGGUUUCUUCUCAAGAGAUCACUCCACUGGAAUGUACACUGUCUUUAUCAACUUCCAUAACAAUGGACAAGACCACUUGUUGAAGAUUGUGACCAAUACUUUGGCAUCUUUGCCAUUGAGCAAUGGAGAUGUUUUUACAAAGAUUUAUUAA
This is a messenger RNA of Naegleria lovaniensis, 546 nucleotides long. RefSeq lists its product as uncharacterized. The transcript has a single exon. The coding region runs from base 1 to 546 and encodes 181 amino acids. NCBI's taxonomy places the organism in Eukaryota, Heterolobosea, Eutetramitea, Acrasida, Naegleriidae. The record is from RefSeq and is a predicted model, not a curated record.